UAGGAUUUGGACUCUUUCAAUCAAAUGACACUAGCAGGACAAAGAUGAUAUUUUGGAUAUUUACUAUAGUUUACGUGGUUCGAUCAUGUAUGGCAGUGACGGUAACUAUAGAGGGGAAGGAGGUUGAUUGCGAUGGGAACUGCGUGUGUUGUAAAGGAGGAUUGUCAGCAUGUUUAAAUGGUAAGGAUUGUCCAAAGGGAUGUAUUGAAACCAUAUUUGGUCACAGAUGUCAUAACCCUUGUCCCGGAAACUGCUACGAUUGCGAAAGAAAUUCAGGCAGACCAUGUUACAGCUGCAAAGAUACAUUUUAUGAUAAAGACAGUUUGUGUAGCAAGAGGUGUUCUGUCGGGUGUACAAAUGGAACAUGUAAUGACGAUGGAAUAUGUAGCUCAUGUAAAGCAGAUUUCGAAGGGCCUAGAUGCAAGCCAUGUUUGCAAGGAAAAUAUGGUUUAGAGUGCAAAUUAAACUGCGCAAAUCAGAACUGCCUAUGUACGACUGACAUAGAUUGCAUUUCUUGUUUAAACGGCUUCUAUAACAGCAGCGCCUCCUGUCAAACACCUUGUUCCACAGGAUGUCAAAACGGAUCUUGUAAUGAUGAUGGAACAUGUAAUUGUACCUCAAAAUUUAAUGGAACUACAUGCAAUGAAUGUGUGUCCGGAAACUAUGGGACUCAUUGCGAUGAACUUUGUUCCUUAGGCUGUUUAAAUACACAAUGUUCAAAAAAGGGCACGUGUUCCUGUCGUGAUAACUUUAAAGGAACAAGCUGUGAUACAUGUUCAGAUGGACGAUACGGUGAUCGAUGUGAUCAAUUAUGUAGUGUGGGUUGUAAAGGAACGAAGACAUGUGACAGAAUCGACGGUUUCUGUGAAUGUAUUCCUCAGUUUACCGGGGAUAAAUGUGAACAAAGCAAAAGAGGCCUUUACGGACAAGCAUGUGACUUACAUUGUCCGGAUACUUGUAAAGGGGGCACAUGCUCACGAAAUGAAGGGAGAUGCAUACUUGGCUGUGUUGAUUGUUAUUCGGGUGACAGUUGCAUCAGUCCUUGUGACACCUUAUGCGAAACAUGCCUACAAGACGAUACAUCAAACUGCUCGUCAUGCUACGAUGGCUACACUGGAACAACAUGCCGGUGUCAUCCUAACUGCCACUGUGCGACUGGAUCUGAUAUUUGUAGUUCAUGUACAGAUGGGUAUUCUAAUCCUGAACAAAAAUGCACGUGUCAAUCAAAAUAUUGUAUCGGGAGUGAAUGUGAUCAAUGUAGUAACCAGAUGUUUUAUGUUGAUAACAAUUCGUGCUGUGCAUGUCCAGAAAAUUGCAGAGAUGAUGUUUGCAAGAAUGGACCCGAUUGUAUAAACGGUUGCAUGGACGGCUUUUACGGUUUCGAUUGUUCAAAAAACUGUUCGUUCCUCGAUGCUGAGUGUUUACGAUGUAACAAGACGGAUGGAAAGUGCUUGUUGUGCAAUAAAGGAUAUUCCCUGCAUGAAAAUGGCAGUUGCAAUGGCUGCCUAGGAAACUUCUACGGAUAUUUAUGUGAAACUAAAUGCCCUGUAAACUGUCAGCAAAAUGAAACAGAAACGAGUUGUAACAACGGUGGUAAAUGUACAUAUGGAUGCUUUGAUGGCUACAAAGUAGAUGACUGCACAGUGAGCGAUAAACAAGCCAAUGUCGAGUCACCAGUAGGAUAUAUUGUGGGGGUAGUGACCGUUGUAGUCAUCAUCGGUGUGGCUGUUGCGGUCUUCAUUCUGCGUGGAAGAUUUGCUUGCCUGUCUCCCCCACUCACAACAAACGGAAACAUGAAUGCAACUGUCAAAGCUGAUAUUGUUGUCGAAAACAAGAACAAUCAUUCCACCGAUGCUAAUCAACUGAGUCACCGACAUCAGGCAAGCACGUCUUCUUCGCUAAAGCAACCAACAUCAAUAUGCGAGAUAGAUCUGGAAUUUGAUAAGGAUGCUAUUCACGAAGCUGAAAGCACUCCUGGUGUAUAUUACAACAACUCGGUCGCUUUGCAGAGGCCUAAAGUUUCUGUUGACGGUCUUGUUGAAUACGUUGAUUCAUUAACACAAGAUGAUAUCAAAGUUGCAUUUGAGAAAUUUCCCCAAGGGCUUAUUAAGCCGUACGUUCACUCCCAAAGAAGUUGGAACUUGCAAAGGAACAGAUACAAGGGCAUUUAUCCAUAUGACGAUUGCAGAGUAAAGAUUCGAGAUGAAGAUACGGAUUACAUCAAUGCAAGUUUUAUUGAUGGAUAUAAAAAGAGGAAAGAGUACAUCGCCACUUUAGGACCAAUGUCGCAGCAACUGGGUGGCGAAUUCGAACCCUUCUGGCGAAUGGUUUGGCAACAGAAGGUUGAAAAGAUUGUCAUGGUCACCAACCUGAUUGAAAAUGGGACGGGUAAAUGUGAACAGUAUUGGCCAAACGUUGGUACUAACAAGAUGUAUGGCGAGUUUAGAAUUAAGUGUCAUUCGGAGGACAUGUAUGCCGAGUUUACAAGAAGAGCCCUUACAAUUGCAAAGUCAUCCGAAGAAAGGUCCAUCUACCAACUGCACUUCACAUGUUAGCCAGACAAAGGCAUUUCUGAUGAUGUCACAGCAAUCAUUGAAUUCAAACAAAGAGUACUGAAUACGCCUACAGCGUAUACAGGACCUACUGUGGUCCACUGCAGUGCUGGUGUGGGACGAACGGGCACAUACAUUGCUCUGGACAUCCUGACGAAGGAGGGUGAAACUGAAGGAGCGGUUGAUAUCCCUGGAUGUGUGGUCAACAUGCGACAGAACAGGCCGAACAUGAUACAGACUAUG
Messenger RNA from Mya arenaria, 2795 nucleotides. Its product is annotated as cell death abnormality protein 1-like. Gene Ontology annotation, molecular function: protein tyrosine phosphatase activity. The record is from RefSeq and is a predicted model, not a curated record. NCBI's taxonomy places the organism in Eukaryota, Metazoa, Mollusca, Bivalvia, Myida, Myidae. Gene Ontology annotation, biological process: protein dephosphorylation. The coding region runs from base 45 to 2555 and encodes 836 amino acids. The transcript is spliced from 14 exons.